AUGGCGUCCAACGACGUCCUCGAUCUACACAUAUGUAUCAUAGGCGCUGGCAUGGGCGGCCUCGCCACGGCCCUCUCCCUCGCAAAGAAAGGCUUCCGCAAGAUCGAAGUCUACGAGACGGCCUCGAAUCUGGGUUUUGUCGGGGCGGGGAUCCAGCUCGCACCCAACAUGGCGCGGAUCCUGGAUCGCCUGGGGGUGUGGAAGGAGAUUGAGCGGGAAGCGGUGGAUUUGAAGGAGACGAGUAUUAGACAGGGCUCCACGGACAACGAACUGGGCCACGUCGAUCUGAAAUACAUCCGCUCCACCUACGGCUACCCACACAUGGUCGGGCACCGCGCCUCGCUGGCGGGCGCCAUGUACGCCGGCUGCCAGCGCGAAAAGAGCAUCACCUUCCACUUCAGCACGGGCGCCGGCGAGAUCACCUCCUGGGGCCCUCAACCCUCCUUCACGGCGAUCCCGCGAAAUGGCGAACCACAUCAAGUCCAAUGUGAUGUAUUACUAGCAGCCGACGGCGUCAAAUCCACCAUCCGCGACCAACUCCUCCACCUCAAAAACAUCUCCGCCAAAAUCAUCGACACCGGCCAAGCCGCCUACCGCAUCAUGCUGACCCGAGAACAAAUGUCCUCCUCCCCAUCCCUCCUCGCCCUCCUCGACCGCGAAUCCGUCACCCGCUGGAUCGGCGAAAAACGCCACAUAAUCGCCUACCCCGUCUCCAGCAAACAAAUCUACAACCUCAGCACCGUGCAGCCCGACGCCAACUUCGCCGCCGCCCCCUCCGCGACGUACACGACCAAAGGCAGCAAGCCGCAGAUGCUGGACGUGUUUGCGGAUUUCUGCCCGCUGGUCCAGAAAAUGCUGAACCUUGUGCCCGAUGGCGAGGUCUGCGAGUGGAAGCUGCGCGUGCACGAACCGCUGCCGUUUUGGACGUACGAAUCUACCGCCCUCGUGGGCGAUGCGUGCCACCCAACGCUCCCGCACCUCGCGCAGGGCGCCGCGCAGGCGAUCGAAGACGGGGCAGUCUUAGCCGUAGUCCUGUCGAAACUCCCCAACACCACCCCGGAAGCCAUCUCCAAAGGCCUCAAAGUCUACGAAACGGUCCGGCGGGAGCGCGCGUAUAAACUCGUCGAGUUGGCGGCUGCGAGCGGACGGGCGAUGCAUUUGGGCGAAGGGGCGGCGAAGGAGGAGCGGGAUCGGCAGUUUGCGGCGUUGAGGGAGGGGAAGGGCCCCGUGCCGGAUAAGUGGGCGGAUGCGGAUGUGCAGAAGGUGAUCUAUGGGCAGGAUGUGGUGCAGAUUGCGGAGGAGGAGUUUGACGAGAUUUUUGGGAGGGUGUAG
Zasmidium cellare ATCC 36951 is the source of this 1332-nucleotide messenger RNA. RefSeq lists its product as uncharacterized. Gene Ontology annotation, molecular function: monooxygenase activity; FAD binding. Lineage: Eukaryota; Fungi; Ascomycota; Dothideomycetes; Mycosphaerellales; Mycosphaerellaceae. The transcript has 3 exons. The record is from RefSeq and is a predicted model, not a curated record. Bases 1 to 1332 code for a protein of 443 amino acids. Gene Ontology annotation, biological process: secondary metabolite biosynthetic process.